Pelobates fuscus (common spadefoot toad) is the source of this 1653-nucleotide messenger RNA. RefSeq names its product cell cycle control protein 50B-like. The record is from RefSeq and is a predicted model, not a curated record. Gene Ontology annotation, cellular component: endoplasmic reticulum; plasma membrane; Golgi apparatus. NCBI's taxonomy places the organism in Eukaryota, Metazoa, Chordata, Amphibia, Anura, Pelobatidae. The transcript has 8 exons. Bases 97 to 1137 code for a protein of 346 amino acids.
GAGGGGUUCCUCACAGUUGCCAGCACAAGGAUUGUCCUCCCCUUCUUAAUGCUGACUGCAAUAAAAAGUGUUUUUUUAUUUAUUUAUUUUUAAACCAUGGCUACUGGGGACUUCAGAAGUAUUAAGGAGCCUGUCACAUCCCAGAGACCUGACAACACUGCAUUCACUCAGCAGAGACUCCCAGCCUGGCAACCACUACUCUCUGCAAGCAUUGUUCUUCCUUUCUUUUUACUUGCAGGGCUUUCUUUCAUAGCAAUUGGCAGUGGAUUGUUAUAUUCCUCCAAAAGUAUUACAGAACGUGAGUUUGAUUACACUGGAGUGCAACCUGGAGACAGAUGUUCUGACUGUUUUAAUGUUACGUAUAAUGCAACAGUUCCGUGCCCAUGCAAUUUCACCUUUAACCUAACAGACACAUUUCAGGGGCCUGUUUUCAUGUAUUAUGAGCUAUCUAAUUUCUUUCAAAAUCACUACCGUUAUAUGAUCUCUAGGGAUGACAAGCAAUUAAGUGGAUACAUUAACAGUAUUCAGAGCCCUGCUAAUGACUGUUAUCCAUAUCAGUAUGACAAAAGUAAUGUACCAUAUGCUCCAUGCGGUGCUAUUGCUAACAGCAUGUUUAAUGAUGUUUUCAAACUGUAUUACAAUGACAAUGGAAGCUACAGUGAAGUCCCAUUAACUAAAACCGGUAUCGCCUGGUGGACAGAUUACAAUAUAAAGUUUCGCAAUCCAAUACAAGGGAACGAAAGCUUAAGUGCUAUUUUCAAUGGUACAGCAAAACUUCCAAACUGGGCCGUGCCUGUUUACCGCUUAAGUGAUGGCUUUACCAAUGAAGAUUUCAUAGUUUGGAUGCGAUCGGCUGCUUUGCCAAAUUUCAGGAAGUUGUAUAGCAGAAUUGAGGAGGGGAAUUACACAACUGGUCUUCCUCCUGGGCAUUAUAUGUUCCAGAUUGAUUACAAAUAUCCUGUUUUAAGUUUUGGAGGACGAAAAAAAAUUGUGUUUAGCAGUGUAUCCUGGAUGGGAGGGAAAAACCCCUUUCUUGGAAUUGCUUAUAUUGUGUUUGGUUCACUGUCUUUCUUCUGUGGAAUUUUAAUGUUAAUAGUAUGCAUAAAGUAUCAGGAUAAGACUAAUGAUGAUAUUUAGCGUGAAAGGGACAAAUACGUGACUUACAAUACGAGUGGUUUUUUUUGUUUUGUUUUUUUUAAACUUGCAUUUUGAGGAAACUAUAUUUCUGGGGCUUCAAUCUCAAUUUAUUAUUCGAGGGCACAUUUUAAGAAUCUGAAAAAUAUAUGUAAUGGACAUGGCUAAUUUUACAUUUCUUGCUCCGGGAAGGGUGAAUUUUGGAGUUUUCCCACUGGUGUAUUCUUAGCUGAAAACAAUAAUGAAAUACAGCAGAUAUGAUUGUAAAUGAAUAAUUGAACACAAUGCAUGCCCUGUUACUGUUUUCUAAAAAUUUAGAACUCUCUUUAAGAAUAGCUUUACAGGACCACGGGUAAAUGGAUAAAAUGUCAUUUCAAGUGAAAGAAAUUUGUAGACGGGCAUUUACUUUAAAACCAAGAUUGUACGGUUUUGUGUUUUUGUUUUUUUAACCAUUUUGAAUGUUUCAUGAAAAAUGUUUUCUGUUAUGUAUUUUGUGAAUGCUUUAAUAAAGGAAAAAAA